This is a messenger RNA of Mesitornis unicolor (brown roatelo), 1568 nucleotides long. RefSeq names its product polypeptide N-acetylgalactosaminyltransferase 18 (gene GALNT18). The annotation marks the transcript as partial. The transcript has 8 exons. Lineage: Eukaryota; Metazoa; Chordata; Aves; Mesitornithiformes; Mesitornithidae. Gene Ontology annotation, cellular component: Golgi apparatus. The record is from RefSeq and is a predicted model, not a curated record.
AAGAACUUAAGGAGAAACUAAAGAAGUAUGUUGAUGAAGUGAAUGCCCGGAAGCCUGGUUUCAUCAAGGUUGUUCGACACAGCAAACAAGAGGGGCUGAUUCGAUCUCGAGUUAGUGGAUGGAGAGUAGCCACAGCGCCAGUAGUUGCUCUCUUUGAUGCCCAUGUGGAAUUCAAUGUGGGAUGGGCUGAACCAGUGCUUACUAGGAUAAAAGAAGACAGAAAAAGAGUAAUUUCUCCAUCAUUUGAUAAUAUUAAGUAUGAUAAUUUUGAAAUAGAGGAAUAUCCCCUCUCAGCCCAGGGGUUUGACUGGGAGCUGUGGUGCCGAUAUCUGAACCCUCCGAAAUCAUGGUGGAAACUGGAGAACACAACUGCUCCAAUAAGAAGUCCUGCACUGAUUGGAUGCUUCAUUGUAGAUAGAGAAUAUUUCCAGGAGAUUGGCUUGCUGGAUGAAGGCAUGGAAGUAUAUGGAGGAGAGAAUGUGGAGCUUGGAAUCAGGGUAUGGCAGUGUGGAGGAAGUGUUGAGGUUCUGCCUUGCUCCAGGAUUGCCCACAUUGAAAGAGCACAUAAACCGUACACAGAAGAUCUAACUGCUCAUGUCCGGAGAAACGCGCUAAGGGUGGCUGAAGUCUGGAUGGAUGAAUUUAAGAGCCAUGUCUACAUGGCAUGGAACAUACCCCAGGAGGACUCUGGAAUCGAUAUUGGUGAUAUUUCUGAGAGGAAAGCCUUGAGGAAAAAGCUCCAGUGCAAGACCUUUAGGUGGUAUCUUGUCAGCGUGUAUCCAGAAAUGAGAAUGUAUUCAGAUACUGUUGCCUAUGGGGUGCUGCAGAAUUCCCUGAAAAGUGAUUUGUGCCUUGAUCAAGGGCCAGACACGGAGAAUAUUCCAAUCAUGUAUAUCUGCCAUGGAAUGACACCACAGAAUGUUUAUUACACAAGCAAUCAGCAGCUCCAUGUGGGUGUUCUCAGUCCCACUAUCGACGAUGAUGACAACAGAUGCCUGGUGGAUGUGAACAGCAGGCCCAGGCUCAUUGAAUGCAAUUAUGCCAAAGCCAAGAGAAUGAAGCUUUACUGGCAGUUUACUCAGGGAGGCCCAAUCCAGAACCGAAAAUCCAAGCGUUGCCUGGAAUUGCAGGAAAACAAUGAAAAUGAAUUUGGAUUUCAACUCGUCCUUCAGAAAUGCACUGGACAACGCUGGUCUAUAACAAAUGUCCUGAAAAGCUUUUCAUCAUAGACUAAAUUUUUUACCCAUUUCUUUUGCUACUGUGUAGCAAAUACUGCAAUUUUGCCUGCUGUACUGUAUUCCUCUCAUCCUCCACCCCCUUGUUCCUUCUCUCCUCUUUUUUGACCCUUUGAUUUUAUUUCAUUUUAUUUUGUGAGUGUGUGGGAAUUGGGUUUUUGGGCUGAAAAUAAGACUUUUUUAUUUCACAAUGAUGUCUUCAUGGCAUUUAUAGAGAUGUUGAAUGACAGCUGAUGGGUAGGCUAUCCUAAAAUAUUUUACAACUGUAAAUAGGAAACAAAUGGAGAAUAUUUAUAAUUCAAACUUUUAUUGAAUAAAAAAGUCCAAAUACUA